This is a messenger RNA of Mugil cephalus (flathead mullet), 1193 nucleotides long. It is a transcript of the gene pigl, whose product is annotated as phosphatidylinositol glycan anchor biosynthesis, class L. Bases 47 to 859 code for a protein of 270 amino acids. Gene Ontology annotation, biological process: GPI anchor biosynthetic process. The record is from RefSeq and is a predicted model, not a curated record. Gene Ontology annotation, cellular component: endoplasmic reticulum. NCBI's taxonomy places the organism in Eukaryota, Metazoa, Chordata, Actinopteri, Mugiliformes, Mugilidae. The transcript is spliced from 7 exons. Gene Ontology annotation, molecular function: N-acetylglucosaminylphosphatidylinositol deacetylase activity.
UGGACAUUUGUCUUUACACGGGUUGUUUACGGUAACGGUCAAAAUAAUGAGUAUUUACUUGGUUGUCUUCGUCGUUUUAUCCUAUUUGGUUGUGAUAAAAUGCAUUUACUAUCGACAUCGGCGGACUUUGAUGAAGUCGUUGAAACAUUUGUUGAACGUUUCAUCAAGCAGAGACUCAAACGGUUGUGAUGUCAGGGCUCUGAUUGUAACUGCGCAUCCGGAUGAUGAAUGUAUGUUCUUCUCGCCAACGAUUGUACGACUCGUUGAAUUAAAUGCCCGCGUCCAUUUGCUGUGUCUAUCUGAAGGAAACUACUACAAUCAAGGAGCUCAGCGUAAAGAAGAACUUCUCAACAGCUGUGCGGUGCUGGGCAUACCGGCCUCCAGAGUCACCAUAGUGAACCAUAAAAAACUUCCUGAUGAUCCCAAAGCAGAAUGGAGCAUCUCUCUGGUCUCUUCAGAAAUUCUGAAGCACAUAAGGGCUCAUUCCUUCAACAUGGUGCUGACCUUCGAUGGCAGAGGAGUGAGCGGCCAUGCCAAUCACACGGCCAUCUAUAAAGCUGUCAGACAUCUGGCUUCCACUGGACAAGUACCCAAUGACUGCUGUUUGCUGUCCCUGGUGACUGUCGGCCUCCUCAGGAAGUACAUCUCCUUCCUGGAGCUUCCCCUCAGCUGGCUGCUGCCCUCAUGCCUCCACUGCAUUAUAGGCUCACAGGGCUACAGGCGAGCCAGGGCCGCCAUGCUCUGCCAUCGGACUCAACUUCUGUGGUUUCGCUAUCUCUAUAUCACCUUCUCUCGCUACAUGUUGGUAAACACGUUCCAAAUGAUCCCACAGGGACCGAAGAACCUGAAGAUCUAUUAAAAGGUCGCCUCAUCCUGAAGCACUGAUUGCUACACUGCCUGUCCACUAAGAUACAGUGAUACUUGUGGAAGUGAAUUGAAUAGCUGUUUACAAAUGUGAUGUGUACCAAUGUGACUUUACCGGCUGUAGUAGCCUGUUUUUUUUUCAUAAGCACUUUCCAUGAAAGAAAACUGACAAGUCUUCCUGAAAGCUUUCUGACUACUUUAUUGUUUCCGUCGUAACACUGUACAAAACAACACUGUGUUGGGGCUUCUUUUAUUGUUAUUUCAACGAAUCAUGAAAAUACUGUUCGUGUCUUAUGAAUCUGAUUAAAAAAAGGUUGGUUCUUAAAUUA